Molecule: messenger RNA, 2043 nt
Organism: Cucumis melo (muskmelon)
Lineage: Eukaryota; Viridiplantae; Streptophyta; Magnoliopsida; Cucurbitales; Cucurbitaceae
Product: putative ABC1 protein At2g40090
Exons: 12
Coding region: 62-1678 (538 amino acids)
Biological process (GO): mitochondrion organization; lipid homeostasis
Cellular component (GO): mitochondrial inner membrane
Source: RefSeq, a predicted model, not a curated record
UAAUUUUGGUCACAGUGAAUUAUCGAAUUUCAUUCAUUCGCCAAACGGAGGGCGUUCAAGUAUGGUCGCGAGGUCUCUGUGGCGCGCCGGAGCCAAAGUCGCGAUGGCAGCCACCGCCAUCGGUGGUGGUGCCGCAGCGGCCUCCAUAGCCACCUCCGACGACCCUUCUAUGGCUCUUAAGCUAUGCACCACCGUCCCACUUCGCCUCGUUCGUCUUUCAUUCACAGUUGCUACCAUUGCCGUCGAUUACGAAUAUUCAUUGUGGAGAUUGCCUGAAGGUAGUAGUGAGAGGGAAAAAGUUAAGCACGAAGUUCACCUUAGAUCUGCACGUAGAAUUCAAGAGUUAUGCUUCAAAAAUGGAGGAAUAUAUAUCAAGCUUGGUCAACAUAUUGGUCAGUUGGAGUACUUGGUGCCCCAAGAAUAUGUCCAGAUAAUGAGAGAAUAUAUGUUGAACAAAUGUCCAGUAUCCCCGUAUAAUCAAGUGUGUGAAGUGUUUAAGAGAGAGCUUGGCAUGACACCGGAGAAGAUCUUUUUGGAAUUUAAUCCUGCUCCGAUAGCUAGUGCUUCACUUGCACAAGUGCAUGUUGCUCGCACCCAUGAUGGGCAAAAAGUUGCUGUGAAGGUGCAGCACACUCAUAUGACUGAUACUGCAGCUGCAGAUCAUGCAAGUGUUGCAUUAAUUGUGAACACCCUAUAUCGAAUUUUUCCUUCUUUUGAUUAUAGGUGGUUGGUUGAUGAGAUCAGUGAAAGUUUGCCAAAGGAACUUGAUUUCUUAAACGAGGCCAGGAACAGUGAGAAAUGUUUGGAAAAUUUUCGGAAGCUGUCUCCUCAUAUUGCGGACUAUGUGUAUGCUCCAAAGGUGUAUUGGAAUUUAAGUACCUCAAAGUUAUUGACCAUGGAGUUUAUGGAUGGUGCUCAAAUAAAUGAUGUUAAGGCCAUUCAGAAGCUUGGAGUUCAACCAUCAGAAGUUGCAAAAUUAGUAAGUCAUGCAUUUGCUGAGAUGAUAUAUAAGCAUGGAUUUGUGCACUGUGACCCUCAUGCAGCAAACUUGCUCGUCCGUCCGUUGCCUUCUAAUAGAAGGAACAUCUUUGGCAAGAGGAAGCCACAGUUAGUACUUUUGGACCAUGGGCUGUAUAAAGAUCUUGACUUCAACAUAAGAUUUAACUAUGCUUCCCUUUGGAAGGCGUUAAUAUUUUCUGAUGCUGAAGCAAUAAAGGAAAACAGUAAGAAAUUGGGUGCUGGGGAAGAUCUUUAUGCAUUGUUUGCUGGAAUUCUUACUAUGAAACCUUGGAAUCGAGUCAUUGACCCAGCAGUUGACCAUUUAGUCAUUCAAGGAACUGACAACGAACGUUCAGAAUUACAGAUGUAUGCUUCAGAGUAUUUCCCACAAAUCUCAGAGCUACUUAGGAAAUUACCACGUGUGAUCUUGUUGAUGCUGAAGACAAAUGAUUGUUUGAGGGCGGUUAACAAUUCUCUGUUGCAGGGAUCUUCACUGGAAACAUUCCUCAUAAUCGGGAAGGUAUCAUCUGAAGCAGUUAUCGAGGCAAAAUUAUCCAAAAAUAAAUCAUUGACACGUUGGUUAAAUGCUUGGUUGGAUGAAGUAAUGUUGGAAGCUCGAUUUUUCACGUUGCAGCUAGCUUUAUGGCUUUUACAUCUCAAAAAAGCUUUACUUUGGUGAAAAUGUGAAACCUUAUCAGUACGCGAGGAAGAGCAGUUUCAUCAAACAUACUUUCUGAAGAUUUUUCAUUCUUUCUCUCCGUGAUCCAAUUUCCCAUUCUUUUGUUGCUGGGUUCUUGAACACGGAUCGACUAUACAGGUGAAGAAGAAGAGUUGAAAUAGUGUUUGCGUGACAGAUUGUAAUAUUAAUUAUUACGAUAGAAAAUAUGUAUACAUUAGAGUGGGAGUGCAGUUGUAAGAGAGAAUCUUCUUUUUGGGUAUACUAUGGAUUUGGAGAGGUUACAAUGGUAACUCAUAACAAAUUAUAAAUGUAUCAAUACUAUUGGGUUUUAAUAAAAUUUAUCUCAUAAAGAACGGACUUGGCUA